UCAAGCACGACCACUGUGAAGAUGAAUUUCUUUGGCGCCAUUAUUGCGCUCGCCAUCUGUGCGCUAUGUGGAUUAACCCAAGCGGAUAUAUCGCUCAAGUUGCAACAGCAGCAACAAGAACCGCUGAUCACCAAGGAGCAGUACUACAAGACGGGCGGUGGCUUCCAUGAGAGUAGCUACGGCAACUCCGGCUACCAGAUCUUCGAGGUGCACAACCAUUUCGCUGGCCAGGCCAAGGGUCCGGCCUAUCUGCCGCCCCAGGGUCAGAGUUCCAGUCAGGGUCAGGGUCAUGACGACAGCUUGGAUCUGUCCUUCCUGAACUUUGCCGAUGCUCCAUCGGCAGUUGCUGCUCCUGCUCCGUCUCCAAUUUCCGUGCCCUUCCCUUCAAGCUAUCAACAUGACUUCCAGCGAAAGGCUCCGGCCUCGUCCUCUGUGGGUUACAAUGGCCAGGCCUAUCUGCCACCCGCCAGCGCUGCCACGCCCAUUGUCCAGCAGCAGCAACAACAACAACAGGCGGUGCAGCAGCAGCAACCACAAGUGCUGCAGCAGCAACAACAACAAGUGGUGCAACAGCAAGUGGUGCAGCAGCAACAACCCCAAGUUGUGCAGCAGCAACAAGUGCAGCAGCAACAGGUGCAACAGCAAUACAGUCAGCAGAGCUAUGAAGCACCCGCCUAUCUGCCACCCAUUGCCGUCCAGGAGGUUGCCCAGCCAGUGCCCAUCAGCUACCCGCAGCCACAGAAGGCUUUCCAAGGACCCACCUAUCUGCCACCCCAGCAACAGCAGGUGCAACAGGUUCAGGAGGUGCAACAGCAGCAGCAACAAGUGCAGCAGGUUCAGGAAGCUCAGCAGCAGCAGCAGCAACAGCAGCAGGAGCAGCAGCAGAUUGCUGUGCAGGCACAGGGCCAGGAAUAUCAGGCUCCUGGCUAUUUGCCCCCUGGCUAUGACUUCACCAAUCCCGAUCAGUUGCCUUUGUCGCUGAGCCAGAGUGUGGCCACCUCGCAGAGUGUGUCGUCUGUGCAAAAUGUUGCCACAACACAGAGUGUUGCAUCGGUGCAAGAGGUUGCUGGCGAGUAUCGUGCUCCUGGCUACCUGCCACCUGGCUACGAUGCGCCAUCUCCACAGGCACCCAGCCAGAUCAGUUAUCAGCAACCACAACAGCAAGCACAGCAGCAGCAACAAGUGUAUGUUGCACCCACGCAGGCAACUGUUAGCGAUCCUGGCGCCCUUCCCGAUGGCUAUGACUUUGUGAAGCCCGAAAAUGCCGAGGCAGCCAUUGCCGAGCUGCACAGCCUGCAGACGGCAACCAAACUGCUGAAACAGCAGCAGGAGCAACAGUUGCUGUUGCAACAGCAGCAGCAGCACCAGCAGCAACAGCAGCAGCAGCAGCAACAGGUCGUCGUGCAGUCUCAGAUGCAGCUUGCCCAGCAACAGCAAAACGCAGACAUUGUCUACGGUCAUCCCCAGUCGCAGCAACAGCAAGCUUUGGCUCCUCAGAGCACACUGGCAACAUCCACUGCAGUUGGCUACCAGCAACAUUACACGGCUCCUGGCUACCUGCCACCAACUGCCACUGUUUCGGCUCCAGCUCCAGCUCCGUCUCCCGUAUCCGUUUCCAUUCCAGCUCCAGCUCCUUUGGCUGCUCCAGCUCCUGUUGCCGUUGUCCAGGCAACAGCAACAUCUAGCUCCUACCAGCAGCAACAGCAGCAGCAGUUCAGGGCUUCUGGCUAUCUGCCACCAACUGUUGCAGCUCCUACUCCUGUCCAAGUGGCAGCUCCUGCUCCCGCUCCAGUGCGUGUGGCAGCUCCUGCUCCCGCUCCUGUCCAUGUGGCCGGACCCGCUCCCAUUGCCAUUUCCCUGCCAGCUCCUUCGCCCACCCAGGUGACCCACAUCCACUCCCUGCGCAGCUACAUGAACACCGUGCAGCCCUUCGCCCGCUAUGCACAGCCAGUGGCCGUACGCCAGCAACACCAGCACGUCGUCCGGCAUCAAGUGCAGCAGCAACACCAGCAUGUGCAGCAGCAACAUCAGCAUGUGCAGCAGCAACAUCAGCAGGUACAGCAGCAACAGGUCAUCGAGGUGGCGCCCAUGUACCGUGAACAAUCGAAGCGUCCCCGCUUCUAUGCCCCAGCCUAUGUGAGCAAUGCUGUGCCCCGCCAGCAACAGCAGCACCUGCACCACCACUACCACCACCGAGUGGUGCAGAGCCAGAAGCUCCAAGCACUUCCAUCUCCCACCCUGAACUUCAAGGCCCAGCAGUCGCUGCAGAAGUUCAUGCCCAAGGACGUCCAGGUGGCGGUGAAUGUGGCCAUGGCGGCCACCGCACCCGUGGUGGCACCACCCGCCCUGCGUGGCAGUUCGCGGGUGCGCACUGUACAGAUCGUGAAGCCACAUGCCACGCGCACCUUCAAGGUGCUGGAGCAACUGGAUCAGGCUGGCGUCAAGACGAUCAAGAUCUUGGGGGCCACCAAUGAGCAGCCGCAGGGACGCCAUCAGGUGGUCAAGGUGGUGACCCAGAAUGCGCAGAGCGGUGCCGAGAGCCAUGUGCAGACGGUGAAGAUCUACGAUGAAGUGCAGCAGGUGCAGCAGGUCCAGCAGCCACUGCGCCUGCAGCCACUGGGCGGUGGCAACAACGGCUACUUGCCACCAGCGCGUCCCAGGUCGCGGAUUGUGCGCCAGGCUGCCAAGCCGCUGCGCCUCUAUCCCGUCGCCAGUCUCUAGAGGAUGGGGUCAUGGUCAACUCCCAGCACUGAUUAGUUGUUAAUUUCAUCAUCGAGCGUCUACUUAUUUUUUUUUUCCACCUCAUUUCGCAUGCAUUUCUGUCCACACUACUAGCAAAUCGAUAUACAAAUACCCCAAAUCGCA
Drosophila subpulchrella is the source of this 2865-nucleotide messenger RNA. RefSeq names its product mediator of RNA polymerase II transcription subunit 15. Gene Ontology annotation, biological process: intracellular signal transduction; positive regulation of apoptotic process. The transcript is spliced from 3 exons. Gene Ontology annotation, cellular component: nucleus. Gene Ontology annotation, molecular function: protein serine/threonine kinase activity. Lineage: Eukaryota; Metazoa; Arthropoda; Insecta; Diptera; Drosophilidae. The coding region runs from base 22 to 2721 and encodes 899 amino acids. The record is from RefSeq and is a predicted model, not a curated record.